This is a messenger RNA of Fusarium mangiferae, 327 nucleotides long. RefSeq lists its product as uncharacterized. Bases 1 to 327 code for a protein of 108 amino acids. The transcript has a single exon. The record is from RefSeq and is a predicted model, not a curated record. Lineage: Eukaryota; Fungi; Ascomycota; Sordariomycetes; Hypocreales; Nectriaceae.
AUGCUACGAUACGUGUCGGGACCGAUCCUGGCUAUCAUAUUCAGCUUGGCCUACCCCAGCUUCGAGGAAGUCAAGAACGACCCUCUGUAUAUCCUUGGCUUCAUCGUCGCGCAUCUGUUGCUUGUUUUGCUUGUUUGGUGUAUGAGUGUUUUCGCGUUUCCUAGGUGGUUCAACGUAUUUAUUGUCCCUGAGCGUCGUGACGACUGGAAGCAGCCGUAUGCUCCCAAUGUGCUUCGAGGGACAACUGAGGGCGAGGAUGCGACCAAAGCGGAGACUGGUAUGUCCAGUGGAGAUGCCAGUAUGUCAAAAAAGGGCGUGAAGGUAUGA